Molecule: messenger RNA, 2536 nt
Organism: Caenorhabditis angaria
Lineage: Eukaryota; Metazoa; Nematoda; Chromadorea; Rhabditida; Rhabditidae
Source: the annotation of a GenBank genome assembly
AUGUUUGAAAGUUUAUUUUCUCCGAUCCCAUUUCUGAUUUCAAAAUGGCACAAUUUAACAUACACCAUCCCAACUGUUGAGAAAUUUCAAGAUGCGAUAACUUUUUUCAAUUAUUUUGAAUUGUCAAUCAUGCCGAUCUCUUUGAUUAUUUUUAUCUAUUUUAUUUUUGUCCUGAAUUCAAUUUCACUUUUCCAUCGGAAUAUUUCGAUUUUAUUGCAUUAUUCGUUAUUUUGGAUUGUUGUUGGUUUCAUUUCAAGGUUUUAUAUACUUUUUGUGCGAAUUCGAAUUGUUGGAAUUGAUGAGGAUUUGUUGUUUGUAGCGAGUUUUUUGAGAUUGCAAUGUUAUGGUAAUAUUUUGACGGUUCAAUCGAUGGUUGUUGUUGAAAGGUUUGUAGAUCUUGAGAUCUAGAGAUCUGAGUUAUGACGUGGCAAAGUUCGAGAGACUCAAUUUUCAUUCAACGUUUUCAGGACAAUGAUAACUUUUUGAUCCAAUUGAAAAUGUUUUCAGUGGACCUAAAAAUGUCUGGAAGUGUAAUUUAGGCUGAAAUUUUGUGCUGGAAAAUCGAUUUUCAUAAGCAUUUUCAGCACAACAUUUCAGUUUACAAAAAGUUUCCUGACAUUUUUUCGGCUUUUGAAAUGGAUCAGAAAGUUCUAAGGGUUUCUAGGCUGAAAUUCUGUGCUAAACACGCUGAAAAUAGCUGGAAAAAUCAAUUUUCAGCUUUUUCAGCACAAAAUUUCAGUCUAGAACAAGUUUAUGAUUCAAAAUUUCCAAAAAAAAAAAAUUUUUUUUUUCAAAAAUUCUUUCCCGCCCAAAUCAAAAUUUUGAUUCGGGCGGGAAUUCAAAAAUUUUUUUUUUCAAAAAAAUUUUUUUUCAAGAAAAAAUUGUACUUCUCUGGACACUCUCAUCUCGAUCCUUUGAGAUGUAGUUUAGAAUAAUCCAGAACUGCAAGGUAUACUGUAGCCUCCAGAGAGUACUGUAGUUCUGAAUUCCAAACUGCAAGGUAUACUGUACAACCAGACUACUGCAAAAGGUACUGUAUUUCCAAAAUGAAAAUAUAGCCAUAGCAGAAGAACUGCAAAGAGUACUGUAGUCUCUCCGAACUGCAAGGGGUACUGUAGCUCGAAUAUUUGAAGCUUGAAAUUCUAAACUGCAAGAGAUACUGUAGUUUUGAACUACAAAACAAAGAACUCUAGAUUAUAAUGCGCAUCAGGUUAGAGAGUACGUAUUUCUGAGAGACGCAGAGAAAAUCUAUGUUUUCUCUGGACUCUCUGAUCUCUAAUGUCUAGUUCUAAUUCUUUGAGAUAACGUAACUCUGCUCAAAAUUAAGAUUUUUGAAAAAUCUCAAAGCCAUCUGAACCGCAAGAAGCUCUAGAAUGUGAAUUCCAGAUUUUUCGCCACCUAUUAUGUCUCAGAUUAUGAGAAAAACCAUCGAGUCUGGAUCAAUCUGAUAGUUCUACCAAUGUGUUUUCUCCUCUCCCAAUCCUACAGUCUUCUAUUAUUUUUCUAUCGUCCUCCAUUAAUUUUCCCCACAGCGUUUUGCAUUUUUAUGACGGUGAUCUCGUUUACGUUGCUGAAUAUUUUGAUGAUUUCAAAUUCGAGGAAACUUGUGAGACUGAAACUGAAUCCGAUUCUCUAUACGUUGAGCGAAAAAUUUCAGAUUGAGGAGAAUUUGAGGGUGAUGUGGGUGAGUUAUAGCGCGCCUUUCGAAUAUGACAAUUUUGGCGUGAGAAAAAAAAAGCCGGUUGGCCGAGUGGUUUGCUCUUUUGCUUUCUGUUCACGAAACCAGGGUUCGACCCCCAACCGGUGCACAAUUUUUUUUUUUUAAAUCCGAGCGGAGCGAGUGUAGACCGCAAGCUUCCGCGAAGCGGCACUGUCUUCCGCGCAGCGGUCAAGCCUUAACCUAAGCUUAAUCCAACCCAAGCCUGCGCUUGAGCUCUAAUGCCGCUGCGCGGAAGAUUGUGCCGCUUACGCGGAAGCUUGCGAAGAAAAUUAUUCGAGCGGAGCGAGUGUAGACCGCAAGCUUCCGCGAAGCGGCACUGUCUUCCGCGCAGCGGUCAAGCCUUAACCUAAGCUUAAUCCAACCCAAGCCUGCGCUUGAGCUCUAAUGCCGCUGCGCGGAAGAUAGUGCCGCUUACGCGGAAGCUUGCGGUCUCCUCUCGCUCCGCUCAAAAAAUCUUCAUCUUCCAGUAUCUCCGAGCAAUUUUAUGCUUCAUGAUUUGUCUCUGCGGAUUUCUGAGCAUCUUCCUAAUUUUCCCGCCGAUCCUUGGCUUUCAGGAGAUCUCAAUUCAAUCAGUCCUCAAAUUUCUAGACUUGGGAGUCGCGUUGUAAGAAUUUAAAAAAAAAUUUUCCAUCCAAAUUUUUUUGCAGAGCUUGUUUAUUGAUGCCGAUUGGAAUGUUUUGUGCACUGUAUCAUCUUCGACAUCCGGCUUUUCUUCGGAAAAUUCGAUUUGGGAAUAAAGUCAGGUCGAGAAGUUCGAUUCGGACAAUCAAUGAGACUGAUGUUUAUUUUGGGAAUUUGAAAAAAUCGUGGCUAUAA